Colletotrichum costaricense is the source of this 1077-nucleotide messenger RNA. RefSeq lists its product as uncharacterized. Gene Ontology annotation, cellular component: membrane. The transcript is spliced from 4 exons. Gene Ontology annotation, molecular function: palmitoyl-(protein) hydrolase activity. NCBI's taxonomy places the organism in Eukaryota, Fungi, Ascomycota, Sordariomycetes, Glomerellales, Glomerellaceae. The record is from RefSeq and is a predicted model, not a curated record. Bases 1 to 1077 code for a protein of 358 amino acids.
AUGUCCUCUUCCAAUUCAGCAUCGCCGUCCUCCAACAGUUACCUCGAGCAGACGGCGUCUAUGCUCAGUACUGUUGGCGCGUACAUGCGGCUACCAGCCAUAGCCUCGACGGUAUGGCCAUUCCCGCCUCCUCGUCCUACGGGCUACCCAUCUUCUCACACCGAUAUUUUAACCUUCCUGUCUGCAACCCCUCCUCUUGGGCCUGAGCCCGAGGUCGGUAUCGCAGCUGUCUUGACUAGCCUCCUCUACUUCAAGCAAAAAGCUCUCAUCUACCCCUCGCAUAUGCCCGCAAACUCUCGAACCGAUGUCCCAAGACCCUCACAGUAUGGCAUCAAGGAUUUCGAAGAACUCGUCAUCCCCACAAACGAUGGCGAGAAGCUGUCGGCUUUCUACAUCCGCGGCCCGCGCGAUGGGAAGAACUCCAAUGUCACCAUCCUGAUGUUCCAUGGUAACGCGGGUAACAUUGGCCACCGCUUGCCAAUCGCCCGCAUGCUUAUCAACUUUAUCGGCUGCAACGUUUUCAUGCUCGAGUACCGCGGCUACGGCCUAUCAACAGGAGAACCUGACGAAUCCGGCCUCUUCCUAGACGCCCAAACCGCCCUCAACUACCUCCGAUCUCGCGCAGAGACGAGCAACCAUAAGCUGAUUGUUUACGGACAGAGCUUGGGCGGCGCUGUCAGCAUCAAGCUGGUGUCGAAGAACCAAAAGGAUGGGGAUAUUGCUGGUCUGAUCUUGGAGAACACCUUCCUCUCCAUGCGCAAGCUUAUCCCUUCUGUGUUGCCACCAGCAAAGUACUUGACGCUUCUCUGCCACCAAGUCUGGCCAAGCGAAUCAAUCAUCUCUAGCAUCACAUCCGUGCCGAUCCUGUUUCUUUCUGGUCUCCAGGACGAAAUCGUACCACCCCGUCACAUGCGCCAACUUUACGAACUCUCUGCCGCGCCCUCUAAAAUUUGGAAGCCCUUGCCCGCAGGCGACCACAACUCGAGUGUUUUGGAAGAGGGUUACUUCGAAGCCAUCUCGGACUUUCUUGGCAAUGUCGCCGGCGUGACAAGCAAGGAGGAGAAGCAGCGCCUCUAG